Euleptes europaea (tarantolino) is the source of this 619-nucleotide messenger RNA. RefSeq names its product ribosomal protein S9 (gene RPS9). Lineage: Eukaryota; Metazoa; Chordata; Lepidosauria; Squamata; Sphaerodactylidae. The coding region runs from base 26 to 610 and encodes 194 amino acids. The record is from RefSeq and is a predicted model, not a curated record. The transcript has 4 exons. Gene Ontology annotation, cellular component: cytosolic small ribosomal subunit. Gene Ontology annotation, molecular function: rRNA binding; structural constituent of ribosome. Gene Ontology annotation, biological process: translation; positive regulation of translational fidelity.
CUGGUCUCAGUCUCUUUAGGCCAGAAUGCCCGUUGCAAGGAGUUGGGUGUGUCGGAAGACAUAUGUCACCCCCAGGCGACCCUUUGAGAAAUCACGGCUUGACCAGGAGCUGAAGCUGAUUGGUGAAUAUGGACUGCGGAACAAGCGCGAAGUGUGGCGAGUGAAGUUCACCUUGGCCAAGAUCCGCAAAGCUGCCCGAGAGCUGCUCACCCUGGAUGAGAAGGAUCAGAGGCGUCUUUUUGAGGGCAAUGCCUUGCUGCGCCGUCUUGUCAGAAUUGGGGUGCUGGAUGAGGGCAAGAUGAAGUUGGAUUACAUCCUGGGCCUGAAAAUUGAGGAUUUCCUGGAACGGCGUCUCCAAACCCAGGUCUUCAAGCUGGGUCUGGCCAAAUCCAUCCAUCAUGCCCGGGUGCUCAUCCGCCAAAGACACAUCCGCGUAAGGAAGCAGGUGGUGAACAUCCCUUCUUUCAUCGUCCGCCUGGAUUCUCAGAAGCAUAUCGACUUCUCCCUCCGUUCGCCAUACGGUGGUGGGCGUCCGGGCCGCGUCAAGAGGAAGAAUGCCAAGAAGGGCCAGGGCGGUGCUGGUGGUGGGGAUGACGAGGAGGAGGAUUAAGCUGUGGGU